UUUGGCAACAGCGACAUUCAGCAACUAGAUGGCAGUAGUUACCGUCUCUAUCAGUUGUUAGUUUUAUCAAGCUGAAAACAAGAAGAAGACAUUCAAUCGGGAAAAAUGGCUACCCCAGAUGGUUGUGAACAUUACGUGCGCAGCUGUUUGAUGAAAGCACCUUGCUGUGGCAAAUUAUACGUCUGUCGAUUGUGCCACGAUGCAAAAGAAGAUCAUGAAAUGGACCGUUUCCAGGUUAAAGAGGUCCAGUGCUCUCAUUGUCUCACAGUGCAGGAGGCACACCAAACUUGCCAGGAGUGUAAUGUGAAAUUUGGGGAUUACUAUUGUGAUAUCUGCCACUUGUUUGAUAAGGAUAAAAAACAAUAUCACUGUCAACCCUGUGGAAUUUGCAGGAUUGGCCCUAAAGAAAAAUAUUUCCACUGUGAAAAGUGCAAUCUCUGUUUAGCAAGUGAAAUGCGAGGGAACCACAAGUGUGUUGAAAAUGUUUCAAGACAGAACUGCCCAGUGUGUAUGGAGGAUAUCCACACAUCCAGAAUAGGAGCCCACGUUCUUCCCUGCGGGCAUCUUCUGCAUAAAACAUGCUUUGAUGACAUGGUCAGAACAGGUGCGUAUCGCUGCCCGCUCUGCAUGCACUCUGUGUGGAACAUGGAGGACCAAUGGGAAAUGAUGGAUAGAGAGAUCGCCCAGUCCCCUAUGCCCACUGAAUACCAGGAUGCUACUGUGAAGAUCAUAUGUAAUGACUGUCAGGCCCACUGUACAGUUCCAUUCCAUGUCCUGGGCAUGAAGUGUGGCGGUUGUGGCUCCUACAACACGGCCCAGGAUGGAGGCCUCAUGGAGCAGCUCCCGGAACGAGCAGCCCAGCCACAAGAACAACAACAACAGCAGCAGCAGCAACCAGAACCAGAGCAGGAGACCCAGUCUCAGUGAUGACACAUUGGCAAUCCAUCCUAGUCCGCUAGACUAGGCACUUGUUUGCCCGUUUGUCUCCCUUUCUCAACGAUCCCAUUUGCUGAAGAUUAAAGACCUUUAAGUCUAAAUGGCUCAAUCCUAAAUGUUCAGUUGUGCUUUUAAGGUCUAAUGUCCUUAAACGUUAGUCUAUUUGUUGUUAAACAGCACUACUAAAUGGUGUAUGAUUAUACAUUUUAAAAUGACUAAAGGUAGAAUACAGAUUUGGUCUUCAAUAUAUUUUUCAUACAGUAACCACUCUUGCAUUGAACAUAGUCUGGCAAUAUGUAUUGAAGGCAAGGGUGUAUUUAAGAAAAGGCAUUUGAUUCAAUAUUGUUGAGUUCUGGAAUGUAUGUGGCAUCAACAUUAUGUUAACCCCCCUGACCAGGGGGGUAUUCCACAAAGCAGGUUAUGUGACAUACCUGGGUAAGUUAACUCCCCAGCUGACACCCAGCAUUGUAGCAACAUUGCCGCAGGUUGCUGCAAAAUUGUGAAUUAGCUGGUAGGUUAACUUACCAGGUUAUGUUGCAAAACCUGCUUAAUGGAAUACCCCCCAGACCUGUCUCAAUGCAUGGCUAAACAGGAAAAUCUGACAUUUUGCAACAUGAAUGGGAUAUAUAUAAGAAAUACACACUUGUGUAUGUGAGAAACUCAGGUAACUCAAAGUAUUGUUAAAACGUUUUGAAUUUAAUUUAGCUCAAAAUUAUUUGAUUUAAACUUUGUAGCAUUUGAUGCUUGAAUGUGUAUUAAAUGAGUAAUACUAAAUAAUGAGGAAUUGUUAGUACGGUUGCUUUAGAGGUGUGAGGUGGUGUUUAAAUAUAUUGCCUUGGUGUCAAUGGUUGAUGCAGGUCUUAUGAUUUGGUGAUAUUUACCAUUGCAGGUACAAAAAUAAAUAACACGUGGACAAACA
Molecule: messenger RNA, 1855 nt
Organism: Osmerus eperlanus (European smelt)
Lineage: Eukaryota; Metazoa; Chordata; Actinopteri; Osmeriformes; Osmeridae
Gene: rchy1
Product: ring finger and CHY zinc finger domain containing 1
Exons: 9
Coding region: 106-927 (273 amino acids)
Molecular function (GO): zinc ion binding
Source: RefSeq, a predicted model, not a curated record